UAUUUUCUUUGUUGCACAUUAUAUUGGUAACUUCAACUCUGUUCAGUGUCAAUUUAUUGAUUUGUAAUGUUGUAAUAAUAUUUUAAAAGAUUAUUGUGACAAUUAAAGAUAGUAUUAUUAAAAGUACCUGCCACAUACCUGGCAGGUUCUGAAUAGAUGGAAGCUGUUAUCAGUAUCAUUAAUAGGUGGGUACCCAGAGAGGUUCAAGGUGGCUACUUUGAAAAAUCACUAAAUUUCAUUUGGAAUUUUAUCUUAAUUUAAUAAGCCACUUUCAGAGGUGAAGGGAAAUGAGGAUUUAUUUAUCACCUACAGUGUGCUAAGCGCUAGAGUGGUAGAAUAAUCAGUAGGACCUAUGUUCAAGGAACUUAAAGUCUGAUGAUGGAGAAAGACAAGUAAAUCAGUGAUUGAGAUACAAUGUGGUAAGAUACUGAGUUACUGUAGUCACUGGCUCAUGUGAGAGCAUAGAAGAGGGGGAUUUAAAUUGCUUUAUUAAUCCUCACAGCUACUUUGUAUUUUUAAUCCCAUUUUUACAAAUAAGGAAAUAGGCCAUGAGAGUAAGUGACUAAAGCCACACAGCUACUAACUUGCAGAAGUGGUAAAAGGACAAACCUAGGUCUGUCUGACUCCCAACACCUCUGUUCCUUCCUUUAUAUAUUUUAAAUAAUUCAAAAAUGUAAGUUUUAUUUUUAUCCAAAAUAGACCUUAUGAAAUUUCUAAUUUUUGAAGUAGUUUUAUAGAUGGUCCCAAUAGGUAAGGAAUAUACUCUACUAAAUUUCAGGUUUUAAUACACCUUUUAUAAGCUUGAGGCCUUUUCCUAUUUCUAGUUCAGAUUGUUCAGUAAUCAUUUCUCCACCUCAGACACACUUAAGUUAGCUUUGGAGGGGCUUUUGCAUUUUGAAGAAUAAAUAAGCAAAAUCCUGCUUCUUUGCUUUUUAUGUCAACAUCCAAAAAUAUUCCCAUUUGUUUAAGUAGGUGAAGCUGAGCCCAGAGCUACGCAUAUAACUAAUCUUAUCAAAAUGUGUGAAAGGAAAGCAAUCUGAAGGAAAUUGGAGACCACAGAAUUUACUGGCUGAAAUACAUUGUAUUUUUCAUACUAAAAGUGGAGAAGGACUAUUUUUUUUCCUGCUAAAAUCACAAUGGAGGCAGAAGAACAGCAACAACCAUGGAAGACAGACUUUUACUUGGAAUUGCCAAAAGUGGAACUUCAUGCCCACUUGAAUGGAUCCAUUAGUUCUAAUACCAUGAAGAAAUUAAUAGCCAAGAAACCAGAUCUUAAAAUCAAUGAUCAGAUGACUAUGAUUGACAAGGGAAAGAAACGAACUUUAGAAGAAUGUUUCCAGAUGUUUCAAACUAUUCAUCAGCUUACUAGUAGCCCUGAAGAUAUUCUAAUGGUCACAAAAGAUGUCAUUAAAGAAUUUGCAGAUGAUGGUGUCAAAUACCUGGAACUAAGGAGCACACCGAGAAGAGAAAAUGCUACUGGAAUGACUAAAAAGACUUAUGUGGAAUCUAUACUUGAGGGCAUAAAACAGUCUAAAGAAGAAAACUUAGACAUUGAUGUUAGGUAUUUGAUAGCAAUCGACAGAAGAGGUGGUCCUUCAGUGGCCAAGGAGACUGUUAAACUUGCUGAAGAGUUCUUCCUUUCUACUGAGGGAAUAGUUCUUGGCCUUGACCUCAGUGGAGACCCUACUGUAGGACAAGCAAAAGACUUCUUGGAACCUCUUUUAGAAGCUAAAAAAGCAGGUCUGAAGUUGGCAUUGCAUCUUUCAGAGAUUCCAAACCAAAAAAAAGAAACACAAAUACUCCUGGAUCUGCUUCCUGACAGAAUCGGGCAUGGAACAUUUCUCAACUCCUGUGAGGGAGAAUCCCUGGAUCUGGUGGACUUUGUGAGGCAACACCGGAUACCACUGGAACUCUGUUUGACCUCAAACAUCAAAAGUCAGACAGUUCCGUCUUACAACCAACAUCAUUUUGGAUUCUGGUACAGCAUUGCCCAUCCUUCUGUGAUCUGUACUGAUGAUAAGGGUGUUUUUGCAACACUCCUUUCUCAAGAGUACCAGCUGGCAGCUGAAACAUUUAAUUUGACCCAGUCUCAGGUGUGGGAUCUGUCUUAUGAAUCCAUCAACUACAUCUUUGCUUCUGACAGUACCAGAUCUGAACUGAGGAAGAAGUGGAAUCAUCUGAAGCCCAAAGUGUUACAUUUUUAAGCUGUAAUGAGGUUAACUACUUUUGAUUAUGUGUUGCAACCAAGAUCUUCCUGCCAUAUCCCACUUAGUAAUCUGUCCACUGCUCCCUUGAAGCAUAACAAUCAAGUACCAUGGGCUCCAUCACCAGCACCUUACACAUGGCGGGUGUUUGGUAAAAAUGUCUUCAACUGACUAGCAGGCUGAGGUCUUCACAUAGCUUACCUCCGUGCUGCUUACUGAAGGAACUUGAGUGUUGUUGCUAACUAAACUCGCCAUUAAAUUAGCAGUGCCUCCCCAUUAGUGGUCAUAAAACAUCAGGGAAAUCAAAGUAGUUUCUCAUCCAGAAAAGCUUUGGGAUUACUAGUCUAAGGUAAAGAAAGAGGGGAAAACAGAUUGCUGCCAAGACCUUUAAGCUUUCUAGCACGUGACAAUAGCUUUAUAUUUUUUUGUGCUUACUUUAAUCAGAUUCCCUUCACUUGCUCUAAUUUUUUAAAAGUAUUCCCCAAGACUAUUGACAGCAGGCCACAGUGCACAUCAUGGAUUUGUGUGAGUGCCCAGUAGUCAGGGUUAAUCUACUGUGAGUGACCCUAGUGACAGAUAAAGCUAGCUGCUGAGAUCUGGCUUUGCCCUUCUCAUGAGUGUCCCAUCAAUAUUUGAAAGGGAUUGAAGUCAUUGCUCCAAUUUAGGAAUAAAAGGUCCAGAAAGCUAGACAAGGGGUGAGAGAGAGAAAAACUGCUGCAGCUUUCAUUUUUAAAACAGCUUCUAUCAAUUUUUCUUUGUGGAAGCUGCCAGGAUUCCCACCCCAGUACUCACUUUCUCCUCAUUCGAAAAGAUCUCACUAGUAGUGACAACAUCGUGGUAAAUAGGGUCUUUGGGUCUCUUGUAACCUCACCCCUACGUGAUGGACCACUGGCGCAGGCUUACAUAAACUCUCACAUGUACCGUGGCCACUCAGCUGAGGACAAGGGACUAACUAAGAUCAGUUCUGAACAGUAAGAAAAAGAAUUUAUUAGAUACUAGGGUAUACUUGAAUUGCUUAAAAUGUAUAUUUGCCCCUGGUAUUAGAGGAAGUUAAGGCUGAUAACACCCCUAAUUUAAAUGACUAAGGGUUUUUCUAUCUGUCUUUUUGUGAUAUUUUAAAAUAUAUAUUUGGUCUUCGACCCUGUUUCCUGGCAACACAACUCCUAAAAUCAUUAGAAUCUCCAAAGUGACGUCUUUUUGUAUGCUAAUAAUUGAGUGAUGACUGGCAGCCUCUAGGUAGCUGGGGGCUGGUCACCAGAAAGACCAAGGCAUGAUUGGUGAUCUCCAGGAAGGAAGAGGGACUGAAGGUUAAGUUGAUCACCAGUACUUUAAUCAAUCAUGCCUACAUAAUGAAGCCUCCAUAAAACGCAAAAGGACAUAUUUCGGAGUGCUUCUAGGUAGUGGAACAUGUGGAGGUUCCUGGAGGGUGGUGUACCUGGAGAGGGCAUGGAAGCUUCUCCUGCCCCCAUACCUUGCCCUAUGCAUCUCUUCGUCUGCAUCCUUUGUACUGUCCUGUAUAAUAAACUAGUAAAUCUAA
This is a messenger RNA of Lemur catta (Ring-tailed lemur), 3741 nucleotides long. RefSeq names its product adenosine deaminase like (gene MAPDA). NCBI's taxonomy places the organism in Eukaryota, Metazoa, Chordata, Mammalia, Primates, Lemuridae. The record is from RefSeq and is a predicted model, not a curated record. Bases 1137 to 2204 code for a protein of 355 amino acids. Gene Ontology annotation, biological process: adenosine catabolic process; inosine biosynthetic process. The transcript has 10 exons. Gene Ontology annotation, molecular function: adenosine deaminase activity.